AUGUCGUUGGAACAUGAUGAUGAAUAUGCUCAGCUGAUGGCCGAGAAGGAUCGGCUCUUGGCUGCUUGCUUUGAAGGUGGCAGCAGCGGAAGUCAAACCGACUCUGCCGUCUCCGGCUUCCUGGCGCUCUUCGCAAACAGGGUUGAGAGCCCCGGGCCCGUGGAUGCCAACAACUCAGUGGAGCUACAGGCCAAACAGCCAGUGGCUAGAGUUGCCACGCCGCGACUGAGAACUGGGAAAGGCUGCGGGCACGCUGCGCCACCGGCAGCGCCACCCGCCGCAGCGCGCCACACCGAGCCACAGUCCGGGCACCCAGCAGAACCUGCUGCGAGCCUCGCCGAGCCAGAGUCCGGGCACCCAGAAGAACCUGCCGCAGCACCGGCAACGGAGCCAGAGUCCAAGCCGCCCGCAGCACCGGCAACGGAGCCACAGUCCAAGCCACUCGCAGCACCGGCAACAGAGCCACAAGAGCCACAGUCCAAGCCACCCGCGCCACCAGCACCGGCAAUGGAGCCGCCGCUCCAGCGGCACCCAGCACCUCGCCCCACAGCACGCAGAACCGAUCCGCAGUCCGGGCACCCAGCGCCACGCCCCACAGCACGCAGAACCGAGCCAGAGUCCAGCCACCCAGGGCGGCCAAGCAGUGCUGCUGCUGCUGCUGCUGCUGUGAAGCAGGAGCCCGAUGAGGACGACAUCGACCGAGCGGCGCUGGGCAAAUGCAGAGACCCGCCCAAGCAACUCACCAAGGCGGCCGUGGACCGCAGACUCUACAGGAUCGUGCAGCCGAGAGCAAACGGGGAGUACAAGGUCCCGAAAGACGUUAUCGACACAUACAAGGACAAGGACCGCCGACCGACUUUGAUGUCCAUGUUCGAGAAACUCGGAUAUGAUCCAAAGCUCUUCGUGAAGAAGAUCAAGCACCUCUACGAGCGGGUCCACGAAAAGUGGGUUCAAACCGAUUAUGAGUUCAUGACGGAUGCUGACAUGGAGGCAGCUGGAUGGCACACCAAGCGCACGGUCUUCCAGGAAGCCUUGGAGGGCGAAGCUGACGCAGAUGCGGAUGAUAUGAUUGAAGAGAUGGAUGAGGAUUGUGACCCAGGUGAGCACGAGGAUGAUGGCGAGGGUCAGAUGGAGGCUGAGAGUGUCUCUUCCGAGAGUGAGAACGAAGACAGAGGGAAAAUCUUGAGAUCAAUCAAGUGCCCGGACAUCGAGACUGACCAGAAGCCUUCGGAGAUUUGCAGCCGGAUGGUGAAAAGUGCACAAGCGGUUGUCAAGAAAGUGAUGCUGGAGAAGUUGAUUGAGCUGGUGGGCUCAAUCUCAGGGUACGACGAUGAGAUGCAGCAGAAGCAGCUGCGCAAGAUGUUCAUCGAUGUGAAGAGCAGGCUCAUUGAGGCCAUGUGCACCGUUGAUCGUGCCAAGCUUCUUAUCUUGAAUGGUGCCAAUGUAACUUCGGGCGAUGUUGCUGCGCAAGAUCUCUCUGUGUUCGCGGAGAUGCUUGGCGAGGGCAAGGCUCUGUGGCUACUGUCCGGUGUUUCCGCGACCUCUGUGAAGCGAGGCUACACGGCUGCGCUAGGCAAGCCACCGCCUCCUCCUAAAGAGGAUGGGGGACAGCCAGCACCCAAGAAUGCUGAGCGGGAUGCUCACCGCCUGUUUUCAAGGCUUGGUCUGUCGCUCAAGCUGCCUAUUCGCACGAAGACAUUCGCUGUGGAUGAUGGAGAGGCAGUGGAGAUGCACUACAUCCGUAUCGCUGAUUGGGUAAAGUAUCUCUUGAAGACACCCAGCCUUCUGGCUGGCGCAGGAACUGAGAAGCUGGAGUCUCAGUGCCGUGCGUUUUGGACCAUGUACAAAUGGCACCACCCAGAUCACGUUGUAUUCCACAAUGAAGACAAGCUGAGUCCAAUGGGUUGUUACGAGUACGAUGCUGAGCAGGUUACUUGUGACUGUGCUUCGGUCGUUGCGCCACUCCGCCAGGAAGUUCCCGACUGCUACGGUCCAGUGGCACAGCAGCCUGAAAGUGUUUUGGCUGCAAAGUUUGCUUCCACAGUCAAGAGGCACUCCUACUUGACUCGCCACGUCCUCUUCGGCAUACCAGACUUUGUCUACAAGGAUCAUCCAGAGAUCUAUCCUCUCAUGAUGGACCUGGUCGCUGCCGAAGCGCAAAGCCUCUUCGAAUCUGGACUAUUGAUAUCCAACAAGAGGUAUCACGUGGCGUUCAUUGGGUGCAAAGGCGACAUGAAGCACCAUGCUCAAGUCGUCUUCAACUUGAGAAGGUCCUAUGCACGGGUGACUGCAGCGGGUGACCAGGGCAUCUGCUCGAUGUGCCAAGCAGGAGAGAGUGGCUUCCCAUGGGAAGACAUCAGUUCCGACCCUUUGUGGUCCAGAACUAUGUAUGCGAGCAGACCAUGGGAUAUCGCUCCACCACUCUCCGCAGUGCCAUUCGAUGAAAGCGCACCAGAGCGCUUCAUCCGACUCGACCUUUUUCAUGUCGUGAAAGUCGGUAUCGCUCGCGACCUGGCAGGAGGCAUUGCGCUGCUGUGUCGUCUCAGCUUCUUCGAUGCUCCGGGCGACUACACCAACAUUAACGACCGACUGCACCGGGCACACGCUUCGUUCAAGCUUUGGCUGAGUGCGAACAAUGAAUCUGCUGCGCUUCGCUACUUCAGCCCUGCUUUGUUCAACCUGCAGAAGCGCCUGACAGACUUUGCUUGGACAAACACCAAGGCCUCGGACACAGUACUGCUGGUGCGGUACCUACACUGGUUCGUGUCGGUGGAGCUGACGAAUCCUUCGGAAUCUGGGAAGCAGCACCGAAAGCUGCUCCGACUGCUACAGUCGGCGACGAAGCAUCUUGGCACAGUCGCCUUAACUGAAUACUGA
This is a messenger RNA of Symbiodinium sp. CCMP2592, 2877 nucleotides long. The record is from the annotation of a GenBank genome assembly. NCBI's taxonomy places the organism in Eukaryota, Dinophyceae, Suessiales, Symbiodiniaceae.